Messenger RNA from Amoebophrya sp. A25, 7440 nucleotides. The record is from the annotation of a GenBank genome assembly. NCBI's taxonomy places the organism in Eukaryota, Dinophyceae, Syndiniales, Amoebophryaceae.
CUACGAUGAAAAAGAAUAUCACCCGAGUCUAGCUGAGAGAAGGAAGAAAAAGCAUGCAACUACAACUUGUUACUACGGAUACAACUACAAGUACAACAAUUUUUUCGCUUCUUGAACAUCUACAUCAUCUAUCUUUUUUCUUUCAUCAUCCAUAAGCAUAUAUCCAAAGUACGAGAAAAAUGGGCAUCUUUUCGUCUUCGCGGGGUUCUUCUGGUGGCCGGGAAUCGCAAAGCUGCAGUGAGAACGAAGAAAAUGUUAGCUUUUCCUUGGAACCCAGUUUGAGAAACAAGAUAUGGAUCAAGUUUUUUUUCUUCACCUACAACUAUAAUUGAAGUUCAAAGAUGUAUGACUUUCUUAUUACUUAAAAACGGAGGCUAUUACUUGAUAUAGUACAAAAAACGGAAAAAAAGCGCCUUUUUCUACUUACAUUAUUCGUCUCAGAAUGAAAAUUUUCCAUUCUGAGACGAAUACUGCCCAACUGAUCCCUGGGCUUUAUGUGCGCCAUAGGUGGUUCGCUUUCGGCAUAGUCUUACUCCAUAGGUGGUUUGCUCCGCCACGAAUAUUAUUUACUUUUUUAGCGGCCGUCGACCGGAUACCGAUUCGUGAAGAAGUGAAAAAGAUCCUGUUGUCCCGGUAGAGCCUCCUACUUCCAGCUCAUGAGCAAUGGGUCGUAAUAUUACUAAAACAGUGCGGAGAAACAGCACCCUCAUUUAAUGAACAUCUUUAUCUUUCAUCACAUCAAAGCGAAUACGGUACAGCACGCGGAGGUGGGGACCACAUAAUGGCGGCGCCUGUUCAAAAGCGAAGAUGCACGGAUGUAAUCUGCUGUGGACUUUUCACAGCAUUUUUCAUCUGCCUGUGUUGCUUUACGUCGGUAUUGAUCGCGCACUCGCCACUCGGAACCCCCAGAGAUUUGGACUUAAGGCUUGCCUGAAUUCAUUUUGAAGACAGUAGUUUAGUAUGUAUGACCAUGUAUAAUGAUGGUUGUUCUUCAGGAGGUAUCUUACUAAUGAGUAGGUGUAGAGUAGAGUGUAUGAGUGUUUGCACUGUUCUUUCUGCUUCAAAGCUCAUUUCAGCUUCAAAGCUUUGUUUUUUUUGAGACUCUAAUACUAGGAAACGCCUGUGAAGGUGACGAGAUAUUGUGGAAUCGAUACUGCAUAAAACCUGGCAAAACAAGCAAAUGGUCGUCGUCCUCUUUGAGCAACAUUAAGAACAAUUUUGACUUUGGCGCAGCAGUUCUUGCACUUAUUGAGUACUUAGUACUUAUCUAGCCCAGGAGGAGCCUCUACCUCUAGGUCUAGUAAGAGGUUGAAACACAGAAGAGACCAAGAGCUUAUAUGUUCUCUUCUAAGAAAGCAAGGGGUGCAGAUCCGGGCUUCACUCCAACAGAAAAAUGCCCUCAGUGGCGUCCUGGACGUACGAUGCUUACACAGGAAGUAACACGGCGACGAGUAGAUCCCAACACAGGCGAUACUAGUAUUUAAGGCUAGUAGUACUUGUUCGCGUAAAAAUCUAAAUCCAUCAUGAUGAUCAAUCUUCAGAAGCAUCCUGUUCAUCAAGCUUGCUCAGCUAUCUCUAAUCCAUCCCCAUUGAUCUUGAGAAUCAUCCUCUUAAGUACGUAUCCCCGCUUGAUCCAUCCCCGUUGAUAUUGGGAGGCAUGAUCCAUGCAUCCUCUUCUUGAAGGGGCAGGUUCUCACUGGAAAAACAAGGAGAGCAGGAGGACACGACUUCUCAAAGAAUAACGUCAGGGACGAGGUGAGCUCUAAAGAAUAACGGAUCGUCGCUAUUUACCGGUGGAUUUUGUUUCGCGCUAUGUGCCAACGUUAAAACGUUGCUUACGGUACAAGGUGCAACCGGCACGAUACUGUAUUCCCAGGGAUACUCUCUGCUUUCCGCCUCGUUCCGAUGGAGCAAAUCUUGCUGCUUUGAUUAAGGCUCAGCUUUCAAUGGUCAUUGGGGUUGGUCACUGGCGACCCCUUGAGAGAACAGGGGAAAACGAAGGGAAAGGGGAGAGCUUUGAAGGGGGUCCCUUCCGUUCAGAGUCAGUGACCAUUGAAGGCUGAGCUUUAAUUUGAGCUCGGCAGCUGCGCAAAUACGCCAGAGCAGUGGCGGACUUAGUCCUAGAACCGAUGAAACUAGUAGUCCUUUUUCUUCGAUUAAGGCUCGCUUGUCAGGAAAAAUUAGAGGUCUAAAUAACUUGAUUCCACUAGCUACACAGAUUGAUAUAUUUAGACUAGAGAGUGCUUAUGACAGACUCUGGAAGACGAAAUAAUGAGAGUCGACUACGAGUGUCAGUGUACGUGCAAUUAUUCUCAUCAUCUAAUUUCACUUCGCCGGCUUCUGUAGCUGGACUUCCUCGUGGACGUCGUGGAGAAGGUGAUGAUUUCGAAUUCCGUGGUUGCUGUCCUGAUCAAGUUUUGAAGUCGUUUCCUCAGGAUUCCUCAACCGCUUUCUCUCCGGCUGAACGGAACUUUUUGCAAAACGAUGUUGCGUGCUAUUACGUGGAUGGUUUUGGGCAGUUUCUGCCUUUUAACAGCGACACGCAGAGCAAUCUACUAGCAGAUUAUACGGGUACAAUUGAUGAGAGCCGCAAACAGACGGACAAAUUGAAUAACCAAAUCACAAAGAUUCUCUGUUAUGUUGGUCAGCUUUAAUUCAUCUCUCAACUCUCAGCAUCUUGGUACCCCAUUCUCAUGAAAUGGAUGAGAAAACAAAGGUACCAAGAAGGGGCACCGAGAUGAAUUGAGGUCCACUCUAACUCUGGCUAGUUUCCAAUAGACAACAGAUGGACUACGAAUCUUCUUUCUAUCCAUCGGUACGCCAAUUGGGAACGCCUGCUAUCCGACAAAGAAACGCUGCCCUAAAUGCGACCACGACGUCCACUGGUGGGACGGGUAUUGCCUUGUUUUAAGGCUACUGCUAAUCCAUUGCUAUCUACUUGUGGUGAUCUACUCUCCUCCGACUCACUAGGUAUACUACAAUGCCAAAGAGGACUAACACUAACUCAAGGGAGGGAUUGAAGAUGUUCCCAUAGCAGGGAUUGAUGAACUAGGCGUUCGUAGCAGCUCUAAUUUUUGCGUGCAGGUGUGGAGCAAGAGGGACAGGAGUCUGAGACCAGUUCGUCGGCGAUGGAAGACCUUAAAAAGCGCAUUGCUGAGCAAGCGGAGGAAACCUUCGAGUACGUUGAAGACAGCGUAAGGGACGUGUUCCGCUUAAUCGUCCAAGAAAAGAACGAAUUGGUGUCCGGGGUCAAGAGCAUGUGGUUAAGAUUUGAGGUCAAAAAGACAUACUGUAGUAAGAUAAAGAUUCAUCUUGAGUACUAAUAAGAUUCAUCUUGAGUACUACCCAUCUUAAUCCGUCUAAGAUAAAGAUUCAUCUUAAUCCGUGGCCGUGAAUUAACAAGACACAAAUUUUAAUUUAGACAAUUAGAGAUACCUGUAGCUGUAGGAGAAGAUUCAUUUGGAUUACUCGUUUCUAAUCCUCGAUCGUUUUCGGAAAGACUUGCAGCGAUGGGACCCACGAACCGCAGAUGAAUCCUUAGACGACAAGGAUCUCCCUUUAGUGCGUUCCAAUUUGUACCCGUAUCCACCGACUAGCGAGAAGAAAAAUUACUUCGCCCCAACCGAGUCCGUUGCGCGUCCGACCUUUACAGCAACUAAACUUAAGGCUUCCCCUAAUCCAUCUUUUUGAAAGACAUCGAUCCUGAAGAGUCUGCUUUUCAAGGGGGAAAGACACCGAGGACGCAUCUCGAGAUGGAUUCGGGCGAGCUCUAAUGAACGCGCGAAGUUUUGUGGUGCAGAAUAUGCAGAUGGAGGACAAUCUGAUCAAGCAGAAACGGAGAAUCAACUGGUGGAUCUGGUAUCCAGAUGGGGAUUUCAGAUCUACGAUAUUGUGCGCAACGAUUGGGCAGUCGUGCUAGUUCUUGCUAUGGCUUGUGGUCUUUGUUUUGUUUUACUUCUUAGCUUCCUAUCCACAUGAUAACAAGUAGGUAUAUCUUUGCACUAAAUGCAUAGAAGAAUACAACUCCGCAAGGGAUGUUGAAAAUACGGUGUUUCUGCAUGGACAGUGAUGAAGAUCAACAAGCCAACCAUCACUAGUACCACGCUCUAAUCACGGCGUUGUCUUCCCGGUUCUGCUUGGCUGCGUGUGCCUUUGGCUGAUUCCGCAUUGCAUUCGAGUCCUAACGUGGAUCAUCUACGCUGUUUCGUUCUUGUUUAUCAUCCUAGGGAAUCUGCUACUACUGUUGAAAGCGGGCUGGUUGCCCUCAGCCUUACUGGAUCGCUUGGACGCGGACAAUCAAGAAGGGUGUCACUGGCCUCAAGUUUUGACUUACAACGCAGCAGAAGCGAGCUUUUGGCAAAAUUAAGAACAAGCACUUAGACACUCCUCAGUUUGUUCUCGAUGUUUUCUUCGAAAAUCAAUGGAAAAAGGCACGCCACAUGGAUUACUUAUACUUAGGAAGGAGUGAUACAAAAAUUGUUGAAGCAAGUGUUGGUUUUUUCAUUCCAUCAUCAACCCUCGCUCUCUAAUCUCAGUGGGCUAUUGUUGGUUUGGUCGCGGGUGCGGUGCUUUUACUACUGCUUGUGCUGUUGAAGCGGCGCAUCGAUGUUGGUUUGAAGCUACUGCAGACCACGGGUCGUGUCAUUUUGGAACUCCCAGGCAUUUUGUGGUUCGGCUUUUUGGGUAUACUCUUAACUGGCAUGGUCAUCGCGAUAUUCGGAUAUCCUGUGUGUUAAGGCCACAAUUUUUACUAUCAAGCGCCUAGUACUACUAGUAGUAGAGAUGAAUGGUUCCAGUAUUUGGUAACCUGAAUUUGAUCAUAAGGGAAAACAAGAAGAGAACCCUUAGGAUCCAACUCAGGCUACCAAAUUCCACCACCAUACAAGGGACGCGUCUUUUAGUUUUAAGGUUUCUAGGUUUGAUACACUUUGAAUAACGCCUGUGCCAUGGUUGUCUUGUGCCAACAACUGAACCAUCUAUUUUCUUCUAACCACAGCUGAUGUGGGCCAUGAACCUAGACGAAGUGAAGGCUUUUGCUCUAGUGCAAACUAUUUGCGGAGAUAGCCUUGGCCAAGAGAUACUUGGCAAAGACGUCAGCAGCUGUGCCAACGCAUUGAGUUGGUCUGGUUUCAUCUUCAUGCUCUUUGGAUUCUUCUGGGUGCUGUUUUUUAUGAUUUGGUUCGUAUCUAUUGGGUCUUUUUUUAGUUUUACGACGUCAAGAAUUAUCGAAAGUUAAAUCUUACUUUCCGUGCCUAUUUUUGUCUUCCUGAACCGUUCAUUCCUUUCCUUAACGCUCUGCUUGAGACCUGUACCGCUUUGUGCGUGUCGAAGUGGUAUUUCGAACGCAACGAUCCCGAGAGCAUGUUUUACGACUUGGAACACGAUCGAGCCUGUUUUCGCGCUCUAUGCCUACUGCCUUUGGUGGUCUCGAAACAUGCCGGUAUUUAAAUUUCAUUGACAGUCCUUUUCCUGUGAGAUAAAAAACACCUAAAUCGUAAUCGUAGAACGAUUAAGUAGACCGAAAUCGGUCAUAAAGAACUUAUCUUUAUUCCCAGCCUGAUCAAGAAGUAACUGGACCUGUAUCUUCUAUUGACUGAUUUAUUUUAGCAAUCACGCUAGCACUUAGCUACAUUCGCUGCAAUACCGAACAAGGUUCCUGUGCUUUCGGUGCUUUCCUGUUGUCGGUGUGUUGGACCUUGCAAGUCCUGGCUGCCAUCCUACGUUGGGCCAAGGAGAAGGCUCGCCGCACAGUCACCAGUCCCGCAGAAGGGAUGCUGGGAGUGUCUUCGAGUUCCUCAUCGUCUUCUGGAGGUGGUUGUUCCUGCUGUUCGCUUGAGCGGAUACUGUUGGCCAUUAACUGGGCCAUCCUUUACGUGACUGGGCAGGCGUUUAUUUUUGUGGCCAUCGAGGGUCGCGGCUUUUGCCGCUCCGCUGUCCGCGUCACAAAAUUGAUGCUUCAGCAUCCAGCUCAAUGCGCUACAAAUGUAUUUCUGACGCGUUUAGUGAAGGCGCUAUUGCUUCUUUUGGUUCCUGCAUGUACCUGGUUGUUGGCGUUUUUAGUGCACAAUAUUGGCUUGCAGAAUUCAGACUGCGGAAGCGACAUUGCGAAAUCGGCAUACGAACAGCUUUUGGUCUUCGGUGAAGAGGGCUUCACGGUGCCGGUAGUCUGUGCCGGGAUUAGCGUUCUCAUGCUGUUCUCAUUGACAAAGAUUAAGGCUGGUCCAACGAGGGAACUAGCAACACUUGCUUCAUCGUUCUAUCAUUUUUAUCUAUCAGUUUUAUUAUUCUUUGUGAGGACAAUGAAUACUUAAUCGGUCUAGACGAGAACGAGAUCUUCAAUAAAGGAUACCUUACAUGCAUCAAAGGCUUUUUGCACGACCAGAAACAGACAGUUCACUUCUAAGCAAACCUACACCACUGCAGUUGACGCGUUGUACAUCUGCAUUUUCCGCGAUCAGGACAAAUUUCAUGGCCGCUACUUGAAAAACUGUCCGCAACUACAAAGCCUAAUGGAAGGAUCGCAUAAGGAUGCUGAUGAGAAGUAGCGAAAUACAAGAUGGCGGAUGAGAGGUAAACGAGUAGAGAUAAGAAGUAAAGAACGAAGGUUGUAGUAGGUAGUUAAGAAGUAGAAGUACUACUAGGUGCGCGGCGAUCGGAAGCUGGAGAAGAAAUUUCCUCCGAGCGGAAGUGGUAGAUUUGCAUGCUGUAUCAUAGAACAAGAACAACUUCUACUUGAGAAUAUUUCAUAAUUAUACGCGGGUUAUGAUCAUCAUCAUCAAUGGCGAACACAUUUGUUUCAAUGCAUAGACAUAAUAACAUCAUGGUUCAAGCAUGAUUUCUUUGUUGAUAUAAUUAUUUUUUCGUUUGUUGUAAGAAAACUUUGUUAGUUGUAGAAAGGUGAACAAGUUCUUGCACGUGGACCACCCGUAAAAGCAUAGAUGACACGUUGGUUGGUUUUCUUCGUUGUAAAAUACUUCCAUCACAACUAGUAUUUAUUCAUUUCAAAUUUAAUUUCUUAAAGAAACCUGAAAACAUAGUUAGAUGUCUCAACCUAGCUAGUAUUAGUAUGGCGAUACACGACAUUUCUGAAAUUUCUGCCAAACAAGUAUCUACUUCUUUGAUAGAUUAUCAUUUUUUCCUAGGAAUAUAGUACAGGUCAUAGUUUGCCACCUAAGUCAUCUUCUUCAUGUGAAGCGAUGAUAUUACACUCGACGCAAGGAGAAGGACCGAUUAUACUCGAAUCGGAUGGUCGCGGUCGGGCACAUGAUCAUAGAUAGUGGAUUGUGUUGUUUCGUUGAUGUGAGUGGUGAUGCAAUCGUAUUCGUCGAGAUUUGAUUGAAGUUGCGGAUGAACUAGCGAAUAUUUCUUCCUCGGCAUAAGAACAAGGGUAACAUCGCUCGAGACAUCAUCGCACCGACAGAGACCAAAUUUGAACCUUGC